AUGCAGGACCACAAGGGACAGCAGUCCCGCAGCGCACCCCGCGACUUGGUCCCCGCCUGCCCCGCGGGCGGCUGGCAGCAGAGCACCCUGGCGCGGGGCACGGGGCCGCGGGGCCCUGCGGGCCGGCGGGCGCUCGGGCCGGGGUUGCUGCUGCUGCUGCUGCUGCUGGCGCUGCCCGCGGGCGCCUGGUACAAGCACGUGGCGAGUCCCCGCUACCCCACCGUGGGCCGCGCCGCGGGCUUGCUCGUGGGGCUGCGCCGCUCGCCCUACCUGUGGCGCCGAGCGCUGCGCCCCGCCGCCCCCCCCGGGGGCUUCCCGGGUCCCUACACCCCGGGCCUGGGCGCGUCCCUCCGCGGGCCGUCAGCCGGGGACGCCGGGUCGGCGGCGCCCGGGCCCCGCGGCGCCCUCCUGCUUCCCUCUGGGCUUCCGGAGCUGCUGGAGACUGGACGCCGGCUCUCCCACGCUGCGCUCCAGGCCCGUGCGCCCCGGAGCCCGCGCGCCGCCGAGCCCGCGCCCGGACUGGAGCCGCUGCGGGGCGCCCGUCGGCGGAGCCCGGAGAAGCAGGCCAGAGCCUUCGGGGUGCCUCCUGCUCAGCCAUGGUCUGCGGAGCCAACUGCCUUCGCGGGCCCCCGCCGCUCCCCAGAGCCAUCCUGAGCACAGCCCCUGCUGGCGCCGCCCCUGCUCUGACCCAGGCGGAGUCUCUUCCUCCUAGGCUCUCAGCUCCCGCCUGGCUGGCUGGUCAAUAAAAGCUGCCUGAU
This is a messenger RNA of Canis lupus familiaris (dog), 758 nucleotides long. It is a transcript of the gene NPW, whose product is annotated as neuropeptide W. Lineage: Eukaryota; Metazoa; Chordata; Mammalia; Carnivora; Canidae. The transcript is spliced from 2 exons. Gene Ontology annotation, biological process: G protein-coupled receptor signaling pathway; feeding behavior. The record is from RefSeq and is a predicted model, not a curated record. Gene Ontology annotation, molecular function: G protein-coupled receptor binding. Bases 1 to 654 code for a protein of 217 amino acids.